AUGUCCGGCUCCAGCAUAAAUCAGACGUUUGAUGACGACAUACUGGCCAACGCGUCUAAUCUAUUCGUGUCUACAUUGGUCCAAGAGGUAAUAACGACCACUAGUCGCCCCGACAACCCAAGCACAAUGAGUAGCACCAAAGAUCCCAUGACCACUGUUCAGAGACUGGUUCAUGCUGUCACUACAACUUAUAAUUUUACCGACUAUAUGGACACUAAUGGCACGUGGCUGGUCAAUGUAACCGGCAAUGGUUCGUCGACGACUCCGGGCCCAUUCGAGGAUGGUCUCUCUAACUUGGAUCUUAUCUGGAUCGUUCCGAUUUUGAUUUUAAUUAUUUUGUUCUUGCUUGGAUUGGCUUUUCUCUUGUUCUACUGCAUCAAGAGAACGGAGAUUUGUUUUCUGAAAUACUGUCGGUGUUGUUUCCGCUGUUGCAAAUGCUGUACAAAAUCAAGUUACUUGCUGCGGGAUGAACACGCAAAACUUACCGAUGACGACACCAACGUCUUGUAUAUGAGGGAGUUGCGUGUGGGCCGUGGCAGACCAUAA
Messenger RNA from Acanthosepion pharaonis, 546 nucleotides. Lineage: Eukaryota; Metazoa; Mollusca; Cephalopoda; Sepiida; Sepiidae. The record is from the annotation of a GenBank genome assembly.